AUGGAAGCUGUCUGCAACCAACAAGCCGUGCGACGCGUCGUCCGGCUCGUCCUUACCGCUGGUACAGCGGCCAGUCAAGUCGGCCUGUCGGCCCUGCCGCAAGCCGGCCUCCUCGACAAGGUCUGCCACGUACCAGCGCGGCCAUUGCGGGCGGCCCCGACAGACACGGUGCUCGAUUGUGGCUAUCGGCUGCUUUGCAAUGCGUUGGGACGCGCGGACCGACCGCACACGGCGGACCUGCAAGCGAAACUCGACUUUUUUCAAUGGGCUCGCACGGCCAUUACGUUCGUGUGGGGCGCGGACGACACAUGCCGCGUACAUGUCCCCGAACACGACAAGCGCUGGGCCUCGCAUCUAGCGACGCUCGCGAUCCCGCACGACGAAGCCACGUGGAAACCGUCAUGGAAGCACUUGCCGUAUUCCGGGGCCGUGCGUUGGCUACAGUACCGCUGGCACCUCCAGGCGUUUCCGUUCCAGACGGCAGCAACAGCACCGACGUGUCCGCAUUGCGGCGAGCCUGAUGGCAGUGCUCACACGUUUGUCCAGUGCUCACGGGCCCAAGCGACGUGGCAGGUCGUACUCGGCAUUUGGUUUGGCCGAGACCCGCAGAGCAUCACGGUCGCCGAUCAUGUACGCUCGAUUGUCUCCCACGAGCAGCUGGCCGCACCGGCGUGGCUGGUGCGGGCCUCACAUUGGCGCUCCCACGGCACC
This is a messenger RNA of Saprolegnia diclina VS20, 711 nucleotides long. RefSeq lists its product as hypothetical. The annotation marks the transcript as partial. Lineage: Eukaryota; Oomycota; Saprolegniomycetes; Saprolegniales; Saprolegniaceae. The transcript is spliced from 2 exons. The record is from RefSeq and is a predicted model, not a curated record.